Molecule: messenger RNA, 441 nt
Organism: Penicillium robsamsonii
Lineage: Eukaryota; Fungi; Ascomycota; Eurotiomycetes; Eurotiales; Aspergillaceae
Exons: 2
Coding region: 1-441 (146 amino acids)
Source: RefSeq, a predicted model, not a curated record
AUGGCAACGCCCUGGAUGAGCUCGGUCCUGACACCAAAGCAAGUGGUGACUGCUGUUUUGCAAGAAGCAAACAACAAGAAAGCUCUUUGCCUCAAAAUGCGGUGGAAGGUUGAGUUCCGCGGCAAAACAAUCGUCCUUCGAGAUCUUUCAAGAACAAUUUGCGCCUGGUCAAAAGAUGGAGAUGUCGACGGCUUUGAAGCCUUUCUGGAGCAGGAUCCGGACCUUUCUAUUCCUUCCGAUUUUCCGUCAACGUUGAUUGAGAUGCUACAGAAUCGGGUAGGAGAGAAAUGCAUGCAGUCACUGGUCGAAGUGCUCCUCCGAUACGGUAAGGUCAAUUUCACACCCGAAUAUCGAAGGGACAUCGACGAACUAUUACAGCUUCAGUCGGAGAGUGACCUCAAUCGCCUUCUCUUGGGCCUUGAGCAUGAGAGUCAGGGCUGA